Molecule: messenger RNA, 1263 nt
Organism: Miscanthus lutarioriparius
Lineage: Eukaryota; Viridiplantae; Streptophyta; Magnoliopsida; Poales; Poaceae
Source: the annotation of a GenBank genome assembly
AUGGAGGUGUCUGGUGGCAGCAUCGACGCUCUUAGUGACGACAACCUCACCGACAUCCUUGUCCGCCUUGACGCGGUGUCCGUGCUCCGCUGCCGCGCCGUCUGCAAACGCUGGCGCCGCGUGGCCACCGACCUGUCCUUCCUCGCCGCCCACGCCGCCAGCCGCCCGCCCGAGAUGAUCGUCGAAACUGAAUACGGCUUCAUGCGCAGCACCGUCCCUCUCUCUCCAACAGACAUGCCAACGAUCGCUGGCGACGACGACGGGCAUCAUCGCUACCUUUUCGAACCGCGCCCGCUAGCCGCGGACGGGAACGGCAAGAGCGCCGACUUCGAACUGUACGCUUCGCUUGAUGGCCUCCUUGUGCUGAAGCAGUGGCGGUACGACCCUCAGAACCUCUCCACGUUUACUUACGUCAUCUGCAACCCGGUCAGGAGGCAGUGGGCCAACCUACCUGUGCCCGUGCCCCGCCGCGGCGCCACCGACGUCGUCACCUGCGGCUUCUACUUCCACGCCUCGUCCGGCGAGUACCGCCUCCUCCUCCACUGUGUCGUAUUAAGAGAUCGGCGCGGACACGGGGAGCGCUAUUGCUGUGUCGUCUCGGUUGGCAGGGCACUGCCUCGGCGACUGCCUCACGCUCCUCCUUCAGACGAUAAGCGUAUUCCCUACUACGAGAACCCCGUGUCUUACCGCGGGACCCUCCAUUGGUUGUCUGGACACCCCCAAGGCAGCAGCACCGGCAAGAUGCUGGCGUUCGACACGGCUUCCGAGACGUUCCGGCUGAUGCCGCGGCCGCCUGCAGUUCCGGAGCCGACGACGACAGAGACAGAUGCGGCGAUGAGCGAUCUGCUGGAGCUGGACGGAGAGCUCAGCGUCGCGACUAUAUACGGCGCGAAGACGCUGAACAUUUGGGCACUGCAGGACUAUGAGGCAGAGAAGUGGACGCUGCGCCAUCGGCUCAAGGUGCAGCCGCCGCCGCCGCCGCCGCCACGGUCAUUGGGCGGCCGACACCCCACUAUCAUGGGCAAUGCACCCCGUGGGAGCAGCGCCAUACUCGUCGGAUUCCCGCCCACUCGGGCGGUCAUGGCGUACUCUCUUAAUAAAGACAAUAAUAAGGUGGACAAAGAAAUCAAUUUUGGAGGUUUGGUUUCCUUCAAGGUAUUCAGCGAGAGCCUCGUGCCGCAUGCUUUCUUCGACUCGCCUGACACGGUGCCACUAAACUUUUCAAAUCCUCUGUUGAAUGAGAGGAUGGGCAGCGCUGCCUAG